UAAGACUUAACCUGCGUCACUUUUGGCCAAAUGGGGCACUGUACUUUACUUCAUCCGUCGGUCAAACUCUAACGUGUGAUUCGUGUGAAAAAUAUUUUUGGUCUCACUAUGUGCCAGAACAGUCAAACUCCUAAAAGUGCACAAUUAAUUUCUUUCAUGGUGUCGAGUAUGAUUUUAUUUUAAUUUUAUAUUGAGUCCAAAUUAAAGGAUUUAUUCGUGUCAAGGAAAGGAGAAGGACGUCUAUUUUUUUAAAAACUCUUUAUAGGUCAAAAACAACAACAACAACAGCAUUUACAUGUUUCUGGUGGGGUUAACGGGAGGAAUCGCCUCAGGAAAGAGCACCGUGUCCUCUCAGCUCAGGGAACUUGGCUGUCCUGUCAUCGACGCCGAUGUCGUGGCCAGGAAAGUGGUGGAGCCUCAGACCCGAGCGUACAGACUCCUCGUGCAGCAUUUCGGGCGGGAGGUUCUGCUGGAGAACGGUGAGAUAGACAGGCAGAAGCUCGGCCAGAUCAUCUUCUCCAACCCUGAGAAACGCAGAGUGCUUAACUCCAUCACACACCCCGAGAUCCACAGAGCCAUGCUCAAACAGAUCCUGUACUAUUUCAUCCGAGGGUACCGUUAUGUCAUUUUGGACGUACCUCUGCUGUUCGAGACGCGUCGUCUCACUCGCUUAAUGAAGCACACGGUGGUCGUCUACUGUGACCCCACCACUCAGCUGGCUCGGCUCAUGCAGCGUGACGGUCUUAGCCGGGAGGAGGCAGAGCAGCGCAUUGCUGCCCAGAUGCCCCUGAGCGAGAAGCGUGGGCUGGCCAGGCAUGUAAUCGAAAACUCUGGCUCGCGCGAGGACACACAUCGCCAGGUCCUGCGCUUACACACCGCGCUGGACGACUCCAUGGAGUUCCUGCCCAUCAGAGCCGUUGCCGUGGCAGCCGUCGCCGGGCUGGGAGGCCUCUUUCUGUACAUGGUUAAACUUCUAGCAUCCUAGCCAUCAAGUGCAAAAACGUUUUAUAUAGCUAAUGUACUUUAUGUGCAGAAAUGAUGUUUAAAGGGAUCGAGUCCAGGACUUCCAUACUAGCACAAGUAUUACAAUACGGGGUGAAAAUGUCGCUUAUAUAUAUAUAUAUAUAUAUAUA
This is a messenger RNA of Ictalurus furcatus (blue catfish), 1133 nucleotides long. RefSeq names its product dephospho-CoA kinase domain containing (gene dcakd). The record is from RefSeq and is a predicted model, not a curated record. Bases 296 to 985 code for a protein of 229 amino acids. Gene Ontology annotation, molecular function: ATP binding; dephospho-CoA kinase activity. Gene Ontology annotation, biological process: coenzyme A biosynthetic process. NCBI's taxonomy places the organism in Eukaryota, Metazoa, Chordata, Actinopteri, Siluriformes, Ictaluridae. The transcript has 5 exons.